This is a messenger RNA of Mauremys reevesii (Reeves's turtle), 2149 nucleotides long. It is a transcript of the gene TKT, whose product is annotated as transketolase. The record is from RefSeq and is a predicted model, not a curated record. Gene Ontology annotation, biological process: ribose phosphate biosynthetic process; pentose-phosphate shunt, non-oxidative branch. The transcript has 14 exons. Lineage: Eukaryota; Metazoa; Chordata; Testudines; Geoemydidae. Gene Ontology annotation, molecular function: transketolase activity; thiamine pyrophosphate binding. Gene Ontology annotation, cellular component: extracellular exosome; endoplasmic reticulum membrane. Bases 144 to 2027 code for a protein of 627 amino acids.
CGCUGGCCCCUCCUGUGGGUGGGUGGCCCCGCGGCGGGCUGGGUGUGUCUCGCUCCGAGGCGGCGCGGCGCGGCUUGUCCCUCACUCUGCUCCGAGCCCAGGCCCGACCCGCCGCCCCAGCCGCGCCGCGCACUCCCGCCGCCAUGGAGGCUUAUCACAAGCCCGACCAACAGGCGCUGCAGGCCCUGAAGGACGCGGCCAACCGGCUGCGCAUCAGCUCCAUCCGGGCCACCACCGCCGCCGGCUCCGGCCACCCGACAUCAUGUUGCAGUGCUGCGGAGAUCAUGUCUGUGCUCUUUUUUCAUACCAUGAGGUACAAAGCAAAAGAUCCCCGAAACCCCAGCAAUGACCGGUUUGUACUCUCAAAGGGCCACGCGGCACCAAUUCUGUAUGCUGCCUGGGCAGAGGCAGGCUUCCUACAAGAACCAGAAUUAUUAAACUUGAGGAAAAUUGAUUCCAUUUUGGAAGGACACCCUGUACCAAAACAACCCUUCACUGAUGUAGCUACUGGAUCCCUUGGUCAGGGACUUGGUGCUGCCUGUGGUAUGGCCUAUACUGGCAAAUACUUUGAUAAAGCCAGCUAUCGAGUCUAUUGUCUGCUUGGGGAUGGGGAACUAUCUGAAGGCUCCGUCUGGGAGGCAAUGGCCUUUGCUGGGUUCUACAAGCUGGACAAUCUGGUUGCUAUACUUGACAUUAACCGUCUUGGACAAAGUGACCCUACGCCUCUGCAGCAUCGUGUUGAGAUCUACCAGAAACGCUGCGAAGCCUUUGGCUGGCAUGCUCUCAUAGUGGAUGGGCACAGUGUGGAGGAGCUUUGCAAAGCCUUUGGCCAGACCAAAAAUCAACCAACUGCUAUUAUCGCAAGAACUUUUAAAGGCAAAGGAAUAUCAGGUAUUGAAGAUAAGGAAAACUGGCAUGGUAAGCCCCUCCCAAAAGACAAGGCUGAACAAAUCAUUCAGGAAAUUGAUGACAAAAUCCAGAGCAAGAAAAAGCUUUCCCCAGCCCUCCCAGAAGAGGAUGCACCAGUCGUAAAUAUUAGAAACAUUAAGAUGUCAUCUCCACCAAAUUACAAACUAGGAGAAAAGAUGGCUACCCGCAAAGCUUAUGGCCUUGCACUUGCAAAAUUGGGCCAUGCCAACGACCGAGUAAUUGCUUUAGAUGGAGACACAAAGAAUUCCACCUUCUCUGACCUGUUUAAGAAAGAACAUCCCAGCCGCUUCAUUGAAUGCUAUAUUGCUGAACAGAACAUGGUGAGCAUUGCAGUUGGCUGUGCCACUCGCGACAGGACUGUUGCUUUUGCGAGUGCUUUUGCCACCUUUUUCACCAGAGCUUUUGAUCAGAUCCGUAUGGCUGCCAUUUCUGAGAGUAACAUCAAUCUCUGUGGCUCUCACUGUGGCGUUUCUAUUGGAGAGGAUGGACCUUCUCAGAUGGGGCUGGAAGAUCUGUGCAUGUUCCGUGCUGUUCCCAAUUCAACUGUCUUUUAUCCUAGCGAUGCUGUAUCCACUGAAAAAGCAGUAGAAAUAGCUGCUAACACUAAGGGCGUUUGUUUCAUAAGGACCAGUCGUCCUGAAAAUGAAGUUAUCUAUAGCAGCAACGAGGACUUCCAGAUUGGACAGGCCAAGGUGGUGGUCAAGAGUAAGGAUGACCAGGUCACUGUUGUUGGAGCAGGAGUGACUCUGCACGAGGCACUAGCUGCAGCAGAGCAGCUGAAGAAAGAAAAAAUCUACAUCCGAGUGAUUGAUCCAUUCACUAUAAAACCCUUGGAUAAGAUGACCAUACUUGAAAAUGCAAGAGCAACCAAAGGCAGAAUUAUCACUGUGGAAGACCAUUACCCUGAAGGUGGCAUUGGAGAAGCAGUGUCAGGUGCUGUAGUUGGAGAGCCUGGUAUCACAGUCACUCGCUUGGCUGUAUCCCAUGUGCCAAGAAGUGGGAAACCAGCAGAGCUCCUUAAGAUGUUUGGCAUUGAUAAAGAUGCCAUUGUGCAGGCUGUUAAAGUGGCAGUUUCCAAAUCAAGGAAUGCAGAGUAGUUUGAAGCAUUGCACGUUGUGUUACAUCGGACCAGUGUUCAAAACAAUACUGUAACUUGGAGGAGAAGGUGCUUAAAAUAUUUGCAGAGAAGGUCUAAUAAAAAUACAAGAUUUAAACAAAA